UCUAUUUAAGGAAAUUCUAAAAUAAAUAAUAAUAAUAGUGCUCUCUUCCUCUCCGGCCCAUACUCUGUUUCAUUUCAUCGUCCACAUUUCAUUACCUGAGCUGCAGAACACGUUGUGAUCUGAGAAGUAUGGUGAAGGACACUACCUACUAUGAUGUAUUGGGCGUCAAUGUUGAGGCCUCCUAUGCUGAGAUUAAAAAGGCUUACUAUGUGAAGGCAAGGAUUGUUCACCCAGAUAAAAAUCCUGGAGAUCCAAAGGCUGCCGAAAAUUUCCAAGCACUUGGCGAGGCUUAUCAGGUUUUAAGUGAUCCAGAUAAGCGUGAAGCAUAUGACAAGCAUGGAAAGGCAGGCAUACAACAGGACUCCAUGGUAGACCCUGCAGCUGUGUUUGGGAUGCUUUUUGGGAGUGAAUAUUUUGAAGAUUAUGUUGGUCAACUUGCUUUGGCUUCUUUGUCAUCGGUUGAAAUUGAGGAAGAGACGCAGGAUCCUGCAGUCCAUAGGCAGAGAGUCCAAGAAAAAAUGAGGGCCUUGCAGAAGGAAAGGGAAGUAAAGCUCAUAACUAUUCUGAAAGAUCGCCUUCAACCAUUUGUUGAUGGCCGUACAGAUGAGUUUGUAAAAUGGGCAAAUUCAGAAGCAAGGCACCUCUCAACAGCUGCUUUUGGCGAGGCUAUGCUGCAUACAAUUGGUUAUAUUUACACGAGAAAAGCUGCAAGAGAAAUUGGAAAAGACAAACGAUACAUGAAGGUACCAUUUUUAGCAGAAUGGGUGCGAGAUAAAGGACACCAGAUAAAGUCACAAGUAUCAGCAGCUUCAGGUGCUGUAGCAUUAAUUCAACUACAGGAAGAUUUAAAGAAGUUAAACCAAGGUGAAAACAAGGAAGAGAUCUUAAUGAAAGCCAUUGAAGAUAAGAAGGAUCAAGUGCUUAAUUCCUUAUGGCAGAUUAAUGUGGUUGAUAUUGAGUCAACCCUGUCACGUGUCUGCCUAGCUGUACUUAAAGACCCCACUGUGUCCAAGGAUGUUCUGAGGGGACGGGCUAAAGCAUUGAAAAAGUUAGGAACAGUCUUCCAAGGUGCAAAGGCUGCUUAUAGUAGAGAGAACAGUCUCCGCCAUGAAAAUGACACCAAGAUAGAUUCUGCGUCAUCGUCAUAAUUGCAUCUAUGAACAUAGUAAUUCCAUCUUCACGGUGAUGUAUGUGGGCAUAUCGAAGGUGAAAGGUUGUCUUAAUAGCAUCAUAGCCAUCUGCUGAAUUUGGAGGAAUAUGUUUGCUCUUGAUUGGAUUAGUUUAGUAUGCACCUUUGACUUGCUUCAACCUUGGCUGUUUCUGUUGUACUCCAAUGUGCAAAAUCGUAUUGUAUUCCUUUUGUAUGUAUAUGAAUGAGCUACAGAAAUUGCCAGUAGUAUUUUUAAGGCUACCAAUCUUUCUUACUGAGAUACAUAAUGAUUGAGUGGUCAUCUGGCCUAGAAAUGCUAAUUCAGAAUCUUACUUAAAAUCCUGUGAAGAAUUUGAUCA
Prunus avium (sweet cherry) is the source of this 1509-nucleotide messenger RNA. Its product is annotated as chaperone protein dnaJ 10. NCBI's taxonomy places the organism in Eukaryota, Viridiplantae, Streptophyta, Magnoliopsida, Rosales, Rosaceae. The record is from RefSeq and is a predicted model, not a curated record.